Messenger RNA from Tripterygium wilfordii, 3134 nucleotides. RefSeq names its product cell cycle checkpoint control protein RAD9A-like. The record is from RefSeq and is a predicted model, not a curated record. Gene Ontology annotation, cellular component: checkpoint clamp complex. NCBI's taxonomy places the organism in Eukaryota, Viridiplantae, Streptophyta, Magnoliopsida, Celastrales, Celastraceae. The transcript has 10 exons. The coding region runs from base 59 to 1405 and encodes 448 amino acids. Gene Ontology annotation, biological process: DNA repair; mitotic intra-S DNA damage checkpoint signaling; DNA replication checkpoint signaling.
UUGUUAGCUCAUUCUCACACUUCUAACCUGACACAGAGAGAGAGAGAGAGAGAGGGUGAUGGAGUUCAGUCUCAGCGGGAACGCGCUCAAGACCUUCGCUCGGUCGAUCACGUGUCUCGCACGCGUCGGUAACGAGCUUGCCGUUCAAGCUUCUCCUUCUCAGCUUGCUUUUCAUACUCUCAAUUCGUCGCGGUCUGCCUAUCAGUCCAUUACAUUUAAACCCAGCUUCUUUGAUGUAUAUACCAUAUCAGGUUCACAAGUGCAGUGCAGUGUGCUUUUGAAGGCUGUUUGUUCUGUUCUCAGGACACCUAUAGCAAGUAUAGACAAUCUAAGUUUGAAAUUGCCUGAACCAGAUGCAUCAAAAGUGCAAUGGACAUUGGACUGCUGCAGUGGUAUGAGAAAAACUUAUUGGAUUGCCUGCAAUGUUGAACCCGAUAUACAGCAUCUAUCUCUUGAUAGGAGAAAAUUCCCUAGCAACUUUGUCGUGAGACCUCGUGAUCUUAAUAGAUUGCUUGCUAAUUUCCAGUCAUCCCUUCAGGAGAUCACUAUCAUUGCAACAGAACCUACUUCUUUACCAUCUGAUGCUGCUAGUGAAAUUGGAGGGAAAGCUGUUGAACUUAGAAGUUAUAUGGAUCCAACAAAAGAUAACGACUCUUUGCUGCAUACUCAACUUUGGAUUGAUCCUGUAGAAGAAUUUGUGCAAUAUACUCACACUGGAGACCCGGUUGACAUAACUUUUGGUGUGAAGGAAUUGAAGGCGUUUCUGUCGUUAUGUGAAGGUUGUGAAGUUGAUAUUCAUUUAUACUUUGAAAAAGCCGGCGAGCCUAUUUUAUUGGCUCCAAAAUUUGAUCUUGAUGACGUGCCUACUUCAAAUUUUGAUGCUACGCUUGUACUGGCAACCAUGCUCACAUCACAACUCCAUGAAAGCAAUUCUUUGGAGCCUCCACAAGUGGCUACCACAAUGCAUGGUCAAGCUGAGGAUGGAUCAGGGUCCCAUGUACAACAAGAAGGGUCUAGAGCAAAUGUCUCUGAGCAUCCAUCUGAUCACACUAGAAUUUGGUCUGAGCUUUCAGGAAGUGCAGUGAAAAGCAGUUCUGGACUUGAAGAAAGACGGGUUUUAGGAGAGAGAACUUCAAACACUAGUGAGCAAAGGGAAAUUCAAAGGAUUAGCAGAAUGAAAAUAUCGAAAGAUGCACCUGCUGGGGAUGAUCCUGCAGCCCCUAGCAUCCACCAGCCUAUGGAUGAGGAUCAUGCAGGAGAAGCCCAAGAUAAGUCCAAUGGCCAUGGAUUUUCACAACGACAUCCUAGUAACUGGGUCGAUGCUGGUGAGGAUGAGGAGGAUGAUGAUGGAAAUGGAAACGAGCUGUGUGUUCAGUCAACGCCACCAUACUAUGAAGAACAGUAAUGGAAGUGGUUGAAUUAAUGAAUUGAUUCAUCUUCUCCUCAUGGUAUGAGUGCUUCUCUCAACUAAGAACCUCUAGCAUUGGUUUUUGAAUUCUCUCUAUAGUUUAAGUGCAUUCAAGGUUAGAAUAAUGAAUAUAAUUGAGAAUACGUGUUUUUAAGCUGAAUUGAUUCAUCUUUUCCUCAAGGUUAGAAUAACCUGCUGCAUUGGUUUUUGAAUUCUCUGCUUAUUAUGCAACAAGAAUAUGUUCUAGUACUUAUAUACAUGAAGCUAGUCGUUAUUACUUUUAGUUAAACGUUCUCUUCUGGUGAACUCAUAUUUUUCUCACAUUGCUUUCUUGAAAUAACUGUAGGUGGUAGCUUUUAUAAGUUUUAUUUCAUGAUCGCUAGGUUUUAGAUUGCGUGUUAGGAUAAAACAAGGAGAGGCACAUGAAUAAAACAAUCAAUGGAUUAGCCUUAAACAAAGUGUUUUAGAUAUUUCUCAUCCCUAGGAAGUAGGAACCCCAUUUUGAAGCAUUCAUUCUUAAGCAGAGGACUGAGGAUACCUAAGAGGCCAAGAGGUGAAAGUACAUUUGAAUUUCAUGUGGUUAACUGCUACUUUAUGCUUCUAUUAUUCUGCCAUAUGGCUUUCUGCAUUUAACUCCAAGGGAGUUAGUUGGGUGGUAAGUCAGGAUUAACUCUUGUAAAGGCAAGAGGUUAUAGGUGCAGCUCCCACGCCCAACAAAUUUCUUUGGAGUCAUCUUCGUCAUUCUUCAACCCUGUAAUUGCGUAGGGUGGGGUCCAAUGUAGUUGUGUCUUGGAUGAGUAUGGUUUAGUAAUGAAACCUUCCACCUAUAUUAGGAUUCUGUUAUGCAGUUGAGAUUUCACAUAGCUUAAAUCCGACACAUGAGCCCAACCGUUAAAAGUAGCUAUGGCUGUGGAGUUUUUUUUUCCUUUUGGAUUAAGUUAGUUGGGACGUGAGAUAACUAAAAUUGCUAAACAUCUUCUUCUCGAGGAAUCUUUUGAAUUUGAUUAUUAAACUUGGGUUUCCAAAUGGAAUGAUUACUCAACCACCCCAAGAGGGCGACCUUGUUUGUGAGUAUGAAUAAAACCUUGUUUGAUCUAAAAUAUCAAUUAUCCACUGUGGUGGGUCCCCCCCUAUCCUUCCCCAAGCGGCUUCCCUAACCUUUGAUGAAGGUUCUAACUGUCAUCUCAUUCUUGUUAGCUUGACAUGCCAGGAUGUUCGUAUAUAAUUCAUGGUUUUUUUUUUUAUUUUUUAUUGGGGGCUUCAAUCAAUGAUAUCACUGGCCGUAUCUGCAAUGGCCAAAAGAUGAGGAUAGUUGAACCCGCCGUUGAAAAGCUGUGGGAUUUGGAGGGAGGGAGGGUGGUUUAUAAAAUGACGUCGGUCACAAAAGAAAGUCGUCUUUGGGUUUUUAUAAGAUGAUGAUAAGGGAAAAUUUAUAAAAAAAAAAAAGUGGAAAAGAACAAUGGUAUAAGAAUUUAAAAAAUAUUAGACAGAUAUAUUCUUAAGGUUUGUUGAGAGCCAGCUGGCUUUUAGGAUGGUUCGUUGUGGGACGCGCAAACGCCGUUUUGGUGAUCUGUGAGACUGUGACAGGGUCCCACGUAUAAACGUCUACGUACAGCUCCUCUUGCCAGUCUUUCAAAGGUAACGCCAUUUUGUUCUUUUCUUUAUUUGAUACUGUAUAACUGUAAUGUGUUAAAAAAAAUACAUGUAGAAACUAGCCGUUACGCUC